AGGCAAGGCCUUCGCCAUUCGUGGCUUUGAAAGGUGCGAGGGGGUUUUCCUUCCUAUUGGAGAAGAAGGCUACACCGAAAGCACCAUCAGCUUUGAGUUACCCAAUCCAUCAAACAGCUCCUUCUUUUCCCUCUGCGCGACUCUCCUCCGCUCUCAUCAGCCGCCGCCCUCGCACCAGCACGCAAGCCUCCGCCCCGCCUAAUCGAUCUCCCGGUAGAUAGCAGAGGCGCCCUCGGCCACCCUGUACGCACCCGAUCUCGCUCUUACACCUCUCACAAUUCUUUUAUAACCUCAAAUUCUCCUUUCGACGGCCUUUCUUUCUCAUUCGCCACUCUCUCACGAUGAGCCAGCCGCCGGUGAAUUGGACGACACUCGUCGCCGAGUCGUCGCGUCCCAAGCCGGUGAACCACAUCUACAUUACGCAAAACUCACAGUCGAUCAAGGGCAAGUACACCAUCUCGCCCUACGCCGAGGACGUGUAUCCGCCAGUGUACGACCUUCCGCCUGCGGAAAACAAGGCAAAGAAUUCGUCGAGUGCGGGAUUCGUCAACAAGAACAGCGCGAUCAGCGUCAUGGUGUGGAUCGAGGGCAACAAGGACCUCGUCGGAGGCCAUCAGCGGCCGACGUCGAUCGAGGGCCUGCCCGUUGGUCGACCGAUACAGGAGCAUGGUAAGCCCGUUACCGUCUAUACCAAGAGCCACAUGGGCAGGAUCAAGAUUGUGGUGCCACAGUACACCGUGCCUCGCCCAUUGCACAUCCAAGCAAAAUCAUCAAGCGGCGAUGUCAUCGUGCACAUCCCACCAACGUUUCGCGGAAUGCUGUCCUUCACCACCGACUCGGGCUCGUUCAAGCCCUCUGCCUCACUCAACAGGCGUCUGACGCCACUGGGCGAACAAAAGAAGCACCGCGGCGUCUUCAAGGUGCGCAUGGCCGACUGGAUCCAAGACGAUCACAUUGAGCGGGGCGACUCUGCCGAGUUGAUCACUCACAGCGGGACGGUGUAUGCGUAUGAAGCAGGCGAGGAGAGCGAAGAUAGCUCGUGCGUCAUUGUCUGAAAUCAAAGAACGAGAGGACAAACGACACCCCACGCAGUCAGUGGACCUCCACUGACCGGGAUAGAAAACAAAAGAUUGAUAGAUGUGGGCUUUCUUCUCCGUAUAUCCAUAAGUAGAGCUCCUUCUUCUCAUCACCUCGUCAUUCAACUUGUAUCCCACACUUUUCCCACUCCAUUUGUACAUCUCUAAUGGUGCCACUCUCGCUUCUUCAGCACUAUAUUACAUUUAAACCUCUC
This is a messenger RNA of Acaromyces ingoldii, 1291 nucleotides long. RefSeq lists its product as hypothetical. The record is from RefSeq and is a predicted model, not a curated record. Bases 342 to 1055 code for a protein of 237 amino acids. The transcript has 2 exons. Lineage: Eukaryota; Fungi; Basidiomycota; Exobasidiomycetes; Exobasidiales; Cryptobasidiaceae.